AUGCGGGGCAGCGCCCAGAUGGUGCCCGGGAGCCCCUGCGGGGUCCUCAGGAAACAGGUGCUCUGGGAAUGCUUCCUGCCGCCGGGUGCGGCGGGCGGGCAGGCGGGCGAGGUGGGCCUGAGCUCCACCACCGUCAGGCAGCCCGUCCAGCUGAGUGGAAGCCACGGCAGCGGUCACGGCAGCACUGGCCGCGGCUGGACCGGGCCCCACCGCCCGCGGGCCCGGCCUCCCCAGUCACAGGACUGCAGCCCUGGCUGGGGCCAGGCAUGGCGCCCGUGGAUGGCCCUCCAGCGGCAGACGCUCAGCCCUGUCCACACACCUCUUCCACAGACGCGGAAGCUUCUGCUCCUUGUUCAUCCUUGCUCGUCUGAUAAGAGGAAAACGCCAUCUCCCAGGCUGGCGGCAGCUCCAUCCCCCGCAUUGGGCAGGGACGUCAUCACCCACGCCGCCGGGAUGUCUGCCGGGCCCUGCAAGUCCAGCCUGUCCCCAGGCGUGGAGUCCCAGAGGGGUCCACGAGUCUGGAGCUGGGGCCUGACUCUGACGGAGACCAGGGUGGGGGCUCAGGCGCAAUCAUCACUCAACACGGAGAAGGUGGGCGUCCAUUCAUCUCCACCACAGCCAGCGGGGGACGCGCUGGCCCGGAACAGCACAGCCGAAUGUCCACGCCGGGACCAGCCCCAGAGCCAGCCCUCCGCCAGCGAGAGCCCGAGGAACAUGCCCGAACGGUCCUGUGCCCAGAGGGGGGCCUUUCUGAGCAUGCGUUGUGGAGCCUGCGCCGAAGGGAGCUUAUUCAACGCGUGUCAUCCAGGGUCUCCGUCCCCGGGAAAGGGCGCGUCGGGAGGACGGAAGGUUUCGUGGGCUCCAUUCCAGGUGGAGCUGGAGGCUCCUGAGAGAGAAGGGGCCCCCGCUCAGCUCCGGGUGGAGGACAACGCCAAGCGCUCACCAGGGCGCAGCCACGGCGCUCGGGUGCAACCCGUCCACCCAGUCCAGCCCUCGCAGCAAGGACCCCGUUGCGCGGGCUCCGCGCCCCCCAGCAGAGCACAGGGUCCCGCCCACAGGGGCUGCCGCUACGCGUCCACUGCCGCUUGUACUCAGGGGAUCGAGCCCGAAGGCCGUGUCCCUGAAGCCAGGCCCGCGGGGCCCCCGGACGCCCCCCGGAGAGGCGGGAGAGACCCGAGCUGA
Messenger RNA from Rangifer tarandus platyrhynchus (Svalbard reindeer), 1182 nucleotides. The record is from the annotation of a GenBank genome assembly. Lineage: Eukaryota; Metazoa; Chordata; Mammalia; Artiodactyla; Cervidae.